Molecule: messenger RNA, 1806 nt
Organism: Macrosteles quadrilineatus (aster leafhopper)
Lineage: Eukaryota; Metazoa; Arthropoda; Insecta; Hemiptera; Cicadellidae
Gene: Ppox
Product: protoporphyrinogen oxidase
Exons: 2
Coding region: 364-1794 (476 amino acids)
Biological process (GO): heme biosynthetic process
Cellular component (GO): mitochondrial inner membrane
Molecular function (GO): protoporphyrinogen oxidase activity, oxygen as acceptor
Source: RefSeq, a predicted model, not a curated record
GUCGAUGUCAUUCUGCCAUUCUGUUUGUCUCUGUCAAUCUCAACCAAGUUAAAAUUUACUGUUUAAUGUUUAUCUAUUAAUGUUAACAAUAAACAAACUGCGUUUUAUUCAUAUCUCGCUAUUUAUUUACUCUUUUAGAACUUAAUGUAGGCUUUAUAUUCUAAACAAAUCAGUGUUCAGAGAAUAAACAACAAACUUGUAGGCCAAUGUUUACCUUAAUCUAGAUCAAGAUUUAGGCCUAACUAGGGUCUAGGUUAUGGGUACUGACCGUGCAUUAGGUAACAAAUUAAUAACAGAGGAGAAAGAUGCCAAUACAGUAUAAUUGAUGCAUUGUGUUUAAUUGUUGGGUGUAGACACAAAAGGAUGACAGCCAUAUUAGGGGGUGGCCUAAGUGGUUUAUCUGCUGCUUAUUACUUGUUGAAAGCCGCAUCUCAGAAAAUAACAAUAAUAGAAGGUUCAAAUUCAUUGGGAGGCUGGAUUCAUUCCAUUAAAUAUCCAAAGGAAGGUUUCAUUUUUGAAAAAGGUCCCCGAACCGUUCGACCUAGAGGAUUGCAGGGAUUAAAUACAUUAUCUCUUGUUGAGGAUUUGAACUUGUCUCAUAAAAUCCUAGGAAUACCAAGUGAUCAUCCAACUGCUAAAAAUAGAUUGUUAUAUGUGAACAAAGAAUUACAUCCCUUACCGUCUAGUAUUUUUGCAUUAUUUAAAACUUGUCCGCCAUUUACCAAACCUUUAAUUUUAUCUGCUUUUAAAGAUCUCACUACCCCAAGAGUAGUUCAUGAGGAUGAGAGCAUUUACAGUUUUGUUGAGAGAAGGUUUGGUAAAGAAGUAGCAGAAUAUGCAAUUAGUUCUAUGAUAUGUGGCAUAUGUGCAGGUGAUGCAACCAAAAUAAGUGUUAAGUUUUUAAUGGCACAAUUGUUUGAUUGGGAGCAAAAACAUGGUUCUGUGUUAAAAGGAUUAAUCAAAAGUGCAUUUCUGACUACAGAUCCUACAACCUUACCGAUUGAGAAAACCACCAAAUUAGCUAAACGAGCUCUUGAAGAAAAGUGGAGUGUUUGGUCUCUAAGAGACGGUCUGCAGCAGCUUACUGAUGCUUUAGCUACAAAUGUAGAAGGAAAAGGUGCCAAGCUCAUGUUAAAUGCUGAAUGUUCAAAAAUUGAGUUUCAUGGUAAAGAAGUUACUUGUGUUUUAAAAGACCCCAAUGGAGUAACAUCGAGUAGAGUGUUUGAUCAUGUAAUUUGUUCUUUACCAGCCACUACACUAUCGCAGUUAGUGAAUGAUCAACAUCCGAAACUGAGCAAAGAACUAUCAGAGAUCAAAAGUGUAACUGUGGCAGUUGUUAAUGUUGCCUUCAAAGGAAAACAUUUAAAACAUAAUGCUUUUGGAUUUUUAGUUCCGCCUAGAGAAAAACUUCCAAUACUAGGUGUCAUUUUUGAUUCUUGUAACUUUGAAUUUGAUGAUUACACAGUUUUAACUGUAAUGAUGGGCGGUCAUUGGUUUGAAGAAUAUUUUGGAUCAUCGGCUACUGAACAAUCUGUUCAGGAUACUGCAUUGGAACAAAUUUCAUCCAUCCUUAAUAUCAAUGAAAAGCCAGCCUUUACUCAUGCCUCUAUUUUGCGAAAUUGUAUACCUCAAUAUACUAUAGGACACUAUGAUAGAGUUAAAAGGGUGAUGUCGUAUAUCAAAGAACACAAGAUGCCACUAACAGUUAUUGGAGCAUCUUAUAAUGGGGUCGGUAUUAAUGAUGUCAUUUUUACAGCAAGAACUGCUGUGGAAGUUCUUGGUAAAAUUUCCUGAGAAGUAAGAAGU